Molecule: messenger RNA, 1908 nt
Organism: Theobroma umbraticum
Lineage: Eukaryota; Viridiplantae; Streptophyta; Magnoliopsida; Malvales; Malvaceae
Source: RefSeq, a predicted model, not a curated record
GAGAAUUCUCAUACCACAAAAAUACCCAAAGCCACAGCACUCCCAUCUUCCCUCUACCUCGCUCUUCUUCUUCUUCAAACAAACACCAGAGUUAACGGCGUUAAGUCAGCUGCAAGGCCGUUAACAGUACAUUCUUCCCCAGAAAUCUCUUUUCCCUUUAAAUAUCGCCACCCUUUUGCCGAUUUUUUAAGUCAAAAAAGAAAAGCCACGAUGUCUCGUGUUGUAGCGGAAAAUAUAUCGCCGGAUAAUAAUACUUCUUCCCAGUUUUUCCCUCACUCGAUGGAGCUUGUCUCCGGAGAGUUUUCAACCGCGGCUGGAGCUUUCCCGACUCUAGGGCAAUUGCUUAAACACGUCGACGAUGCACGGAAAGAAGUCAGUGGCGACGAAACUCCGGUCCAUGAAAUCCUCGUCGAUGUUACCCAGCCGAGGCCAAUGCCAUUUGUUCUUUCCUUUAACAACCUUAGUUAUAGUGUAAAGGUUUCCCGCAAGAUGGCGCUUCCGGGGUUUUUGAGACGGAGAACCAGAAGCGCCGCCUCCUCGGCCACCGGAGACCCGCUAGCUGCUGAUAGGUACUUUAACAAGACGAAGACGUUACUAAAUGAUAUCUCCGGGGAGGCUCGAGACGGAGAGAUACUCGCUGUGCUUGGAGCGAGUGGGUCGGGGAAAUCGACGCUUAUUGAUGCUUUAGCUAAUAGAAUAGCUAAAGGGAGUUUGAAAGGGAACGUGACUUUAAACGGCGAAGUUUUGGAGUCGCGGAUGUUGAAAGUGAUUUCAGCUUAUGUUAUGCAAGAUGAUUUGCUUUAUCCAAUGCUUACUGUCGAAGAAACCUUAAUGUUCGCUGCCGAGUUCAGACUUCCUCGGACCCUGUCGAAAUCCAAGAAGAAAAUGCGAGUUCAAGCUUUGAUUGACCAACUAGGCUUGAGAAACGCAGCCAAAACUGUUAUAGGUGAUGAAGGUCAUCGUGGUGUCUCUGGCGGAGAGCGUCGUCGUGUAUCAAUUGGAAUUGAUAUAAUUCACGACCCCAUUAUUCUGUUCUUGGAUGAGCCAACAUCAGGGCUUGAUUCGACAAGCGCCUUCAUGGUGGUUAAAGUUUUGCAGAGGAUAGCUCAGAGUGGAAGCAUUGUUAUCAUGUCUGUUCAUCAGCCAAGUUAUCGAAUUCUUGGUUUGCUUGACAGAUUGAUAUUUUUGUCUCGCGGACAAACUGUUUACAGUGGUUCACCUACAAACCUGCCGCUAUAUUUCUCCGAGUUUGGGCAUCCGAUACCCGAGAACGAGAACAGAACUGAGUUUGCUCUCGACUUAAUCCGAGAACUCGAAGGAUCUCCUGGAGGAACCAAAAGUUUGGUUGAAUUCAACAAGUCAUGGCAAAACAUGAAGCAUACAGGAGACUCCGAGCCAGAUCGGCUUGGUUUGUCACUCAAAGAUGCAAUAAGCGCCAGCAUUUCAAGAGGUAAACUUGUUUCAGGCGCUAGCAAUGAUGUCACUUCCACUUCCAUGGUUCCAAGUUUUGCAAAUCCUUUUUGGAAAGAAAUGGUGGUGUUGUCAAACAGAUCCAUCUUGAAUUCAAGGAGGAUGCCCGAGUUGUUUGGUAUCCGUUUGGGAGCUGUUAUGGUAACGGGGUUUAUCCUAGCCACCGUAUUCUGGCGGCUUGAUAACUCACCGAAAGGGGUCCAAGAAAGAAUAGGGUUUUUCGCUUUCGCCAUGUCGACGACCUUUUACACUUGUGCUGAUGCCCUUCCAGUUUUUCUCCAAGAACGGUACAUUUUCAUGAGAGAAACCGCUUACAACGCUUACAGGAGAUUAUCUUAUGUUAUAUCAAACGCCUUGGUGACUUUGCCGGGGUUGAUUUUCCUGUCAUUAGCUUUCGCGGUUACAACCUUUUGGGCAACUCAAUACGUAACAUUAUAG